This is a messenger RNA of Seriola dumerili (greater amberjack), 4066 nucleotides long. It is a transcript of the gene lix1l, whose product is annotated as limb and CNS expressed 1 like. Gene Ontology annotation, biological process: autophagosome maturation. Gene Ontology annotation, cellular component: cytoplasm. The record is from RefSeq and is a predicted model, not a curated record. NCBI's taxonomy places the organism in Eukaryota, Metazoa, Chordata, Actinopteri, Carangiformes, Carangidae. Bases 284 to 1354 code for a protein of 356 amino acids. The transcript has 6 exons.
UGGCGUGUUGGUCCUUUAAAUCAGAGCCAGGAAACUACCAGGAGGCCUUGAAUGCAUCAUUUGACUGACAACCCCGCAGUCUAAUCCAGAGAGUGAGGAUGCAUAGCAGCAGUGUUAAGUGUCGAAGAAACGUCGGCUGAGUACUUCUCUGGCUGUGAUUGACAAAAGCCUGCUAACACUUUGUUCAUUCAGCCCCUACAGACCGUGUUUGAACCUGAACCCGUCGGGUUGAUCGGAACACAUUUCCUCCAGACCCGGACUUCGCAGACGUUACGUUGGGACAAUGGAAUCUAACGUUAUCCCGGACAGUAUCCGCCCUCAGAGGCUACAGCCAGGGAUUGGAUUCGGUUCAGGACCGACCGGGACCCUCCGCUCCUCUCUCCGGCCCGGAGUGACGGUCCCCAUCGCGCCGCUGCUGCCCUCCCCGGCCUCUCUGGCCGCCUCGUCCGGGCCUCCCCCGCCGCCGCCUCCGCUACAGCUACACAGCCUCUACGGCGGUAUCGGAGCGGGACUGGGGCCGGGGGCUACCGGCCACUGUAACCCGGGGAACCCGGCGGUGCUGAAGGAGGCAGUGGAGGCUGUUGUCCGCAGCUUCGCCAAACACACACAAGGUUACGGCAGAGUAAACGUGGUGGAAGCUUUACAGGAGUUUUGGCAGAUGAAGCUGAGCAGAGGGGCUGACCUGCGGAACGGAGCUUUAGUUGUUUAUGAAAUGGUCCCAUCCAACAGCCCACCAUAUGUUUGCUAUGUUAGUCUUCCAGGAGGCAGCUGCUUCGGAAGUUUCCAGUUCUGUCCCACCAAGGCAGAGGCAAGACGCAGCGCUGCCAAGAUUGCCCUCAUGAACUCUGUUUUCAAUGAACAUCCCUCUCGUCGCAUCACAGACGACUUCAUUGAGAAGAGUGUGAGUGAGGCCCUGGCCUCCUUCAAUGGAAACAGAGAAGAGGCUGACAAUCCCAACACGGGAAUUGGAGCAUUUCGCUUCAUGCUUGAGUCCAACAAAGGAAAAUCCAUGCUGGAGUUUCAGGAGCUGAUGACUGUGUUUCAGCUGUUGCAUUGGAAUGGAAGCCUCAAAGCCAUGAGAGAACGACAGUGUUCCCGACAGGAGGUGCUGGCUCACUAUUCCCACCGGGCUCUGGAUGAUGACAUGCGCACUCAGAUGGCCGCCGACUGGGUGAACCGGGAACAGAGCGUAGCGGGCACGAUUGCGCAGGAGCUGGCCUCCACAGAGCGAGAACUGGAAGAUGCCAGGCUGGCGGGCAGAGAACUGCGUUUUUACAAGGAGAAGAAAGAUAUCCUGAUGUUAGCUGUGGGUCAGCUCAGUGCAGCCAACACUGCCACCCUGCCAUCACACUAAACCUAACACGUGGAAACAAGCCUUCACAUUCCGUAGGAUUCCUGGUAACAGUAUUGAACAUUUCAUAGAGAUAAAGAUGCUUCAUCUGAUUUUUUUAGGUUUUGUAUCUUGUGUGUUGUUGUGAGGACCAGGUAAUCAGGCCUUGAUUUUUACAGUAUGCACAUCCGUCCAUAAAACAAACAUUUGCCGCUAUAGCCGUUACCUCUUCGUGCCUAGUGAUUACAGGACAUCAGUGCUUUUUUUUUUUAAUACCUGUAAACUUGCUUGGCAUACCAGCUUACUGGAGUGUACAUGUUUUUUUCUUUAUUUCAUACUGCAACAAACAAAACCUGCCUUUCAUCAGUGAAUGUACAGGUCAUACGGUAAUAUGACCCCAAAAACCAAACUCAUAUGAGGUAAAGAUCAUUUUUAAGUCAAACCAGCGUGUUUCUUUAAUGUUUUUGGUGCAUUCAUGUACAGUACUUAGUAGUAGUAUUGUGGACUCUGGCAAGUGAAAGUGGUAAAAAGUAGCAAAAGAGAGUACAUACCUUUCUUUAACAAGCUUUAAACCAUGAUAGCAUGUACCUUGUGUUCACUAAUAAACAGAGUAUUUCUAAAAUAUUAUCACAGAAACAGCAAAAGCCGCAAGGAAGGGGAUAAAAGAUCCCCUACAAUGUCAGUACUUCACAAUGAGGUUUUCCAUAAUGGGUAUAAUAGACAUUUAUCCUACCAGUUGUAAUGAGAAUAUAAUGUAAGUAUGUGACAAUUCCAGUAAGCAUUGAGAAAUACUUAUUGGCUCAUGUAAAAAGUUGUGGGUACUUUUACAGAAAUGUAAGCAGGGGACUGAUCGCUCUGAUAGCAGCUCAGGUUUUUGAAAAAUCAGAGAGUGAACCAUCACUUUGUUUUAUUUUUGUUUGUUAAGGCAACAACUAUUUUAACGUUCAUUGUAUGCUUGGUGGCCAUGACACUAGCUGAAUGUAUAUUUUCAGUGUGCUCUCAACUAAUGGACCUGCAAAGCGGCGCUGUUCAGACUAUAGAAUUACUCUUGUGAUACAGGUUGUGCUUGUCAUGUGCUUCAUCUAGAGGACAUCAAAAGAGCUGGUGCUUGGGAGACUAAAAUGUAGGUGAGGGUCUCAGCAAAAACAGUAAAUAGUCACACAGUGGUGAGGGCCAGAAAAUGAACCGAGGGAUCUUUCGUUAUAAUGAAGUUUGGCUUUUUAACAAGCUUAUUCAUCAUGUGUGAGUCAUGUGUGAGUCAUCGUAGUCAAUGCAAAACAGUACCACUGCUUGUGGUUUCUGUUUUUUAAGAUAUUGGAAGCAGAAUUUGGUUGUCAGCGCUGGUGUUCGUCCACGGGCUAAAAACAAUGUAUGUAACUCGCACUUAUCACCUUUCAAAUAUUUUAUGUUGAAGGACCUGAUUUCUUUUAUACUGCUAAUGUGAUAUCCUCAAAUUUCCCUGUCUAUCCAAAAUGUAUUUUAUUACAAUAUAAGAAUGAAGGCAUUUCAACGAGUAGCCUUUUAAAGACCCCAUGGAAUGGAAGUGAGAGUUUACUUGAUAAUAUGUGGCUCUGGUUGGAAGGAAAUGUGGGCAGUGAGUUAUGCAAGUUAAACAGCAGGCGGGCUUGUGCUGCUGCUGAGUGUUGGAUUGUCAACAGAAGAAACUCAUUACAUAAAAUUUAAGGAGACAGCAAGUAAAAAAACAAAAGAAGCAGGAAUGUAGUCUAAUGAUUAAAGCCAGAUCAAUUUUAAUAUUCUAUUGCUGUAUCUCUUCUCUGGGAUCAUUGUGCCUUUAUAAAAAUGGUAGCAUGCAAUGAUUAGACCCAUUAACUUUCAUUUAAUGGGAUCUUUAAAAGGGUGGUGCUACUCUAUUUUAAAUCCUUUGUCUUACAUGUAAAGGUGAUGUUAUGGAUUACAUGCUAUGUUACUGCUACAAUACCUUAAUAUGUUGUUAUGAAGGAUUUAUUAAAUCUUACUACCUUUGUUAUACAUUUAUAACCAUUAUAUAUUGUUGGUUUGGUACUCAGCUCAUAAAAUACGUGUGUAGCAGCAAGUAAUUUUGCCCUCUUGGCAAAGACCCUGCAGCGCUCUUCAGUGAAUGCUGAAAUGUUAAAAUAGACAGUUGAACUGAUGUAAUGCACACUUUGACCUCACAGUUCUGCAGCUUGAAUCCAGCCUCGUUAAUCUCACGUUUUCCUUUUCACUUUACAUUUUGAACUAAACAGCUCCAACAAUGUCAACAACAGAUGUGUUUUCAGAGAUUCAGUAUCGUCCCAUGAACCGGUUUCAAGUCCGACUUAAGAACAUACUGUACUGCCGGUGCACUCAUGCUAAAGCAGAAAUGUAAUUAAUGAGAGAAACUAAACAAGUAUUUAAAUGAGCUUGUUAUAGGAAUCUGGCUGGAGCUCUUGAAUUAUGUGUGUUUGCAUUUUUCUUCUAAUUUCAAUGCUUAUAAUGUGUGUUAUUUUUGACCACAAGCCAUUAAUCUCAGAACUGUCUUCUUACAAAUGCCUUUGACCUUUCUUUGUGAUCAUUAUCAAUGAAGGCUUUUUUUAAAACAGUAUAUUUUUUGCUAUCCAUUUUAUAAAAAAACAGACUUCUCUUUGCUUUGAUGCAUGAUGUGUUGAUUAAGUUCUGUUUUUUAGGUUUCAUAUUCUAUUCAGUAUUGUUUUUAAGUGUUUUUGAGGGCUGUUAUUGUAUGUAUUUUCUAUGAACAUUUUGUAUUCCAUGUUUAUA